This is a messenger RNA of Spodoptera exigua (beet armyworm), 1011 nucleotides long. Lineage: Eukaryota; Metazoa; Arthropoda; Insecta; Lepidoptera; Noctuidae. The record is from the annotation of a GenBank genome assembly.
AUGACACACGAAAGGGAAGAAAAAGACCAGCUCCUGACGACAAACUGUUGGAUUACACAGAUCUGGACAGACUACCAUCUGAGGUGGAACACCAGUGACUUCGAUGGCAUCGGAGUCAUUAGAAUACCGUAUGAAAGGGUCUGGAGACCCGAUAUCAUACUUUAUAACAAUGCGGACCCCAACUACCGGUCAGCGGUGAUCAAUACCAACGUGAUAGUGAAACACACGGGAGAAGUUACGUGGCUAAGCCAUGGGAUCUAUGUGUCUGUGUGUGACAUCAAUGUCGAGCAAUUCCCGUUCGAUGUCCAGCUCUGCACCAUGAAGUGGGCGUCUUGGACGUAUGAUGGGUUUCAGCUGGAUUUGAAGAAACAAUUUGAUGAAGGGGAUACCACGAACUACCAGACGAACGGAGAAUUUGACCUGGUUAGCUUCGAGGCUAUCCGACAUGACCAAUACUACUCCUGCUGCGUGGAGCCUUACCCAGACAUCACAUACAUCAUCAAGUUGAGAAGAAGACCCAUGUUCUACGUCUUCAACCUUAUUCUUCCCUGUCUCCUUAUUAAUGGAAUCGCACUUCUAGUGUUCUACGUGCCGUCGGAAUCAGGUGAAAAGGUGACGCUGGGUAUAAGUGCACUCCUGUCUAUGACCGUCUUCUUGAUGACUAUAAGAGACACAUUGCCGCCUACAGAGAAAACCCCACUAAUUAUCCUUCGUAGUCGUGGUUGUCGUAUUGAGGUUGCAGGAGGAGUGAGAGGGCAGCCGGUGCCGGCGGUGCUCCGCGAGCUGGUGCUGCAGCGGCUCGCGCGCCUGCUCUUCAUCAACCUUGACACUGACGGUGCAAAGGGUGACGGCGGCACGGUGACAUCAGCUGGGAUGCAGGUGAACCCGCGAACUGGCUCCAGACUGAAGGCGGAGGUGCGCUGCGAUGGAGCCCCAGUCACGACCGCCUCACCGCGCUUCGCUCGCCACAACCACAACCAUUUAGCUUUCACCAAGACCCGUUCGAUAUGA